Messenger RNA from Tetrahymena thermophila SB210, 4191 nucleotides. RefSeq names its product PAS domain S-box protein. The record is from RefSeq and is a predicted model, not a curated record. The transcript is spliced from 5 exons. Lineage: Eukaryota; Ciliophora; Oligohymenophorea; Hymenostomatida; Tetrahymenidae.
AUGAAAUAAGCGGAAAAUAUGUUUGAUUAAUUUUCUAAUCAAACAGACAUUUUAUAAUGCAGUGCCUCUAAAUUCUUAGUAAAUAUAAGAAUACUUUUUGAUCAUGUAAUGCUAAGCUAAGAAAACUAUUUAUAAGGAGGAUAAGGAAUUAAGUAUGAAACGAUUAUUCAAAUCCAUGAAUAAAACUGCAAAAAUCGCAACUAAUCUUGCUUUUGUAGCAAGUACAGAAGAUCUAAUGAUAAUUAAACUUUAAAGAUAGAAGAAUUUUAAGCUUAACAAUUUAGAAUAGAAUAUGCUAACAAAGUUAUUUUAGAAUUAUUUGAAAUUUAUAUUCACAGUAAUCACUAAAAUGAUAACCUUAGUUAAUUAAAAUUAUCACAUUUAAACUACCUUUAUGAUAUUAUCAAUGAUCCAGUUAGAGUUCUUGUAUAUCUUUAACAAAUGUCUAUAAGCUAUUUGAAUGAUCAAAAUAUUGGACUUAAUGAGAAGUUUUAUUUUUAAUCUCUAAAGGAAUAAAUUUUAAGCGAUUAUUAAAUGAAAAUAUUUGAUUCUAACAUAGAAAAUUAAAAUAUAAAUAUGAUGGAGGUCAUUCUAUUUGAUGAAAAAAUUAAUGUCUUAAAAGAAAAGAUGCAAAAAGUUUUAUUUAAAGUUGGUCAUUUUUAUGAUUUUUUAUGUGGAAAUUUUAUUUGCUUAGAUGAUUUAGAAAGUAUGUAUUCCCCUUUAAUAAAUUUAAAAAAAGAAUUAGAAUAAAUCAUAAUUGAUUUGUUUUAAAUAAAUUCCGAAGACUUAGAUCUUUAAUAUCUAACAAGCAUUUAUACAUAGCUCUUAGAUUUCUAAAAUAGAAGAAUAAAAGAAUUUUAGGAAACUGCUAAAUAAAUUUCAAUAAGGAACUCUAAUAAGUAAAAAAAAGUUAUCUAAAUCAAUUAAGAAUUGUCUAAAACAUGCGUUUUAUUCACUUCUUUGAUUGGAAAAGACUUCUUAGUUAAUAAAUCUACAAACCAAUUUAAAAAAAUAUUUGGAUAUGAUUCUGAUUACAUUCAAGGAAAGCCAUUAAACCUUUUAAUCCCAAAUAUGUUAAAAAAACAUCAUAAUUAAAUGAUUUAAUAAUUUAUUGAUGAGCAAUCUAUGAAUAUUAUCAUCUAAGGAGAGAGAAAUGUGUUUGCAUAGGAUAAAAAUGGAUUUGUUUUUCCUAUUAGCUUGAGGAUUAAGAUACAAGUUUUUGAAAAUGAUUUCGGAGUUUGCUCCUUAAUUCAAAAAUAAAAAUAAGUUUUUUCUUAUAUGUUCUUUGAAAACUAAGGAAUAGUUACUGAUUUUUCUAAGAAAAUAUUUCUUGACAUAUUUUAAUCUCAUGGCUAUAAAAUUGGUACAUAAUUUAACAUAUUUGACCUGGUUCCCUCUCUUGAGAGCAUAGUUCAGACUAAAUAGUUAAACAAAGAAAGUAAUGGCUUCUUAAUUAUAAAAGAUUCAUCAAACUUAGUACCUUAUCAAAAAUAAACUCCUCUCGAAAAUUAUGUUUAAUCACCUAAAAAUAUUAAUAAUUAUUUUACUUUAAGUGAUCAGGUUUUUCAUAUCAAGUUUAAAUAUUUUAAAUAUUCUACCAAGAACUAAGUUGAUGCCAACUACAUUUAAAUAAUUUCUUAUCAAAAGGAGACUUGCCCAGUUAAAAAAAUGUUUAUCUUAGAUGAGUUGAAUAAAUAGAAAAUUUUGAAAGAAUCUUAAAGUUUUUAAAAAAAUGAUGAAAAUUAAUAAAGCUUAGAUAUUUUAAAUUCAUUGUAACAACAAUUUUUUUCUACUCGUGAUUUCUCAUAAAUAAUUGAAAAUUAAGAUUUAAUAAAUAUUAAUAUUAAAGAAGAUUGCUUAAAUAGCUUAUAAAAAUAAUAAAGUAAAACAGAUAAAACUCUAAACUUAAAAGAAAUAUACAAACUUCAACAUUAAAGCAAUUAUUUGCAUUAAAAACAAUUACAAGACUUAAGAUUUUAAAAAAAUUUUGAAAAUCAAACUAUAAAUACCUACCUCAAAUAGAAUGAUAUAAAAUACAUCAUUUCAAGUGGAGUAUAUGAUAAAUAAAACUAAGAACUAUAAUAUUAAACAAUAAACUCUCCAGUAGGAGUUUCAACAAACUUAAUUGAAUAUCCAGAGAUGAUUUUAUCACCUAUAAUUUUAAGCCAAGAAAGACAAUAAAUUCUCAUAAAACCAGACGAGCAAUUAGAUUCUAUGCUUUAGCUUAAUUAAUAAAAUUAAUUAGAUUGUUAAAAUUUUUAAGAGACAUCAUUAAUCAAGAAUUCUUCUCACAGAAAACUGAACAAAAUUUUCAACAAAAAAAACAAAAAUGUAAUCGAAAAUAAUAGCCUUAGUAUAACAAGUAACUCCUGUAAUCCAUUUAAAGAAGAGAGUCUUGGCGAUGGUUUUCCAUAUGAACAAAAAAAUAAAAAUUUUAAAGAAUAAGAAGAAUUAAGGGAUGAAUUAAAAAACGAAAUAGCUAGUGUUAACUCUAGCAAAUUCAGUACUGAAGAAAUUAUGAAAAGAAAAAUGAUUUAAAAAAUUAAAAAAACAGAAUUUACUAAAGGACUCUAUUUAAUGAAUAUCUCUGGAUUUUUAGCUUUUAUCAUUCUUAGUAUAGUAUCUUUAAUUAUUUAUUUUUAGAAUUUAAAUAGCUUAGACUCAUUUAUUCACUCAUUUUUGAAAAUUGAUGAUGCUAUAUAUUGCUUUAUAGAUGUAAUGAAUCUACUGGGUAUAAGUAACUACUAAAGUUUAAUGGGAUUCAGCUAAUCCUUUAUUUUAGACAGUCUAGAUCUUUAAAAGAAUGAAUAUAAUUAAACUGAUUAUCAGUAAUAAGUAAUAUUAUAAGACUAUAAUUCUAACUUUUAAAAACUUGUUUUGGAUAAUGACAGUGGUGACUAACUUUAUGAUUUGCAAAACAACAUGUUUUAAAUUCAAAUUUAUGCAGCUGGAUUUUACAACAAUGCAUAAGGACAACAAAAUUAAAUAACCACUUUUCAGCAAAGUCUAUAAUACACCUUAGGCGAGUUUUUCUAUGAAAUAGCAUUAUAUUAUCUCAAUUAUGAGGAACAGUAAGAAGAUUUUAUAUGGGGAAAUAUCUAUAACUUCAAGCAAAGAAUGAAAAAUUUACAAUUAAUUGUCUAAAAUUAUGCCAAAGAUCAAUUCAACAACAUGAAUUUAUAUUAAACAUUUGCAAUAAUUUUAUUUGCAAUCAUAAGCACUAUUCUAAUUUUUUCAAUAUUACCUCUAUUCGCUGUGAUUCAAGUUUAAAAGGAAAAGAUUUUAAAAUUAUUUGGUACAUUUUCUCCUUCUAUUAUUGAGUCUCAAAUCAAAUAAAUUGAGCUUGGUCUAUUUAAAAUUGAAUAAAAUAGCUUGUAAGGAUAAAUUGAUAGUAGUGCAAAUAUGCAUAAAAAAAAUUUAAUUUAAAAAAAGUGUGUAAAAAAAAUAUUAGAUUUUAAUUUUAAUUCAAAUUAACACAUUGACGAAGCAUAAAAGAAUUUAAAUAUGUCAUUAAUCAAUUAAAUUCCUAGAUAUAUUCCAAGAUAACUAGAUAAAAGGAACAGAUAAAUGGCUUCUUUUAGUAAUGUUAAGAAAUUUAACUUAAUCUUGUUUUUAUUUGGGAUAGUUGCUGUAGCACUUCUUAUAAUAAUACCUAUUUUAAAUUUAGUAGUAUUUAAUCCUUUCCAAAUUGAAUCAAAAGCCACGCUACAAGAUAGAAUUUCUUUAAUUGAUAUUUUUUCAUUAAUAAUUGAAAACUUGUCUCCUAAUAUGGAAUAAAUAUAUCUAAUUUUUUCAAGCUCACCUACUUCUACUUCAUAUUAUUAAACCUACUUAUAAGAUCUAUAAAAUUAAAACUCAGAAUCCUUUUAAUUUCUGUAAGAUUUGACUUCUGAUUUUUAGGGAAAAAGAAAUAAUUAAGGCAUGUAUGUGGAUUUUUACUAGAAUUUGUUAAAUUCAAAUGUAUGCCAAGUGAGAUAAAAUUAUCCUUAAUAUUUUAACUCUAAUAUAACUGAAUCAAACUGCAAUAACUUAUUUAAUGGAAUAUUAUAAAGAGGAUUAAUAUUUUCAGUUUAAAAGGUGUUCUAAACAUUUUAAGAAUUGUAUCAGAUUUAUUCAAUUUAAGAUAUCAACUAAGUUACAGAUGAAUUCAUUUACUUCCAAACUUACUACAAUCAUAUGAAAAUUAAUUGA